UGGAAAAGGGAACCGGUGACGGUUGGCAGCCAUGGCGACAGCCCUCGGCAAAGGCUUGACAUGUCCGUGGGUUCGCACGGGGCUCCCCGUGUACGCAAUCAGAAGCCGCACACUGGCUGAUUCUCCAGAGGCCAAGGAUGGCGUCUUCCGCUUCUUAAGGGCAGCCUUUGAGGCGUUUUUGCCACUUCUGCUAUCUCCUCACGCGUCGCUUUUGCGUCUGCACCUUCAAUAACCACCCUCACUUCAUAACCGCGUCGCCUUCGCUUGGUCCGCCAGUUCUGGAACAUGUUCGUACCGGUUGCUAAGUUGCUAGCAUGCCUGUUCCUGGCGAGUCUCGUCAACGCAGGAACCGUCAACUACGACUGGAACGUGAGUUGGGUAUGGGCAAGCCCCGAUGGCUUCGGAAGAUCCGUUGUUGGGAUUAACAACGGAUGGCCAUGCCCCCCGAUCGAGGCCACGGUGGGCGACACCGUCGUCGUCAACCUGAACAACAAGCUCAACAACCAGACUACUGGGCUGCAUUUUCACGGCAUCAGCCAGGUUCCGACUCCCAACAUGGACGGUCCUAGUGGUGUGACGCAGUGCGCGAUACCGCCAAAUUCUUCCGUCAAGUAUCAGUUCACUGUUGAUGCCCCGGGCACAUAUUGGUACCACUCCCAUAACAUGGGGCAGUAUCCCGAUGGCUUGCGCGGUUCUCUCAUCGUGAAGGACCCCAACGACCCCUACCAAGGGAGGUACGACGAGGAGCACGUACUGGCCGUUUCAGACUGGUACCACAACGAUAGCAUCACCGUGGUGCAGGACAUGCUCUCCCCUUCCAAUACUCGAUUUCUCCCGCCGAUGCCCGAUAACAUUACUGUCAACGAGGGCCGGGGCUUGCACAUUAACCUCACACAGGGAAAGACGUAUCGCAUCCGCAUGAUCAACUACGCCGCCUUCGGCGCCGUAAUGGUCCAGUUCGAUCCGCACACCAUGAAAGUCAUCAUGAACGACGGAGCAUAUAUCAAGGAAGAAGAUGCCCGCCAGCUGCGCCUGGCGCCUGCUCAGCGGUACGACGUUCUUGUCUCGGCCACCGACAGCGAUAGCGGGAACUACCCCUUCCUGGUGUCGCUCGACGUCAACCGGGACUGGACCAGCGCGACUGAAAAGAAGACCUGGGCCCAUAACUACACGGGCUACCUUGUCAUGGACGCCUCACAGCCACUGAACACGACCUCUGUCGUAAAUGAGUGGAAACCCGUCGACGACGCCCACUUCAAGCCCUACGACGGAGCGGCGGCCUAUGGCUCGUACGACAAACUGAUGAAGCUCGACUUCAACUUCUGCCUUGACCAGAACGGGUACCAUCGAUCGUGUGUUAAUAACCUCACCUACAUUGGCCAGAAGGUACCGACGCUCUACAGCGCCGCCACGACGGGCGACCAAAACACGAAUCCGGCCAUCUACGGGCAAGUCAAUCCCUUCAUCGCCAACUACAAUGACACCGUGCAGAUCGUGGUUAACAACAUCGACGCUACCUCCCAUCCUUUCCAUCUACACGGACACCACUUCCAGGUGCUGGAACGGGGGGCGAGCGGGGUGGGCAAGUGGCCGGGGAAGAACGAGACGUACGCGGCCAACCCGCCGAUGCGCGACACAGUCGUCGUCAUGCCCAAAUCGUACGCCGUGCUGCGCUUCCGCGCCACCAAUCCGGGCGUUUGGCUGUUCCACUGCCACAUUGAAUGGCACGUCGAGAUGGGCCUGACGGCCACCAUCAUCGCGGCCCCUGAGCGCCUGCGCAACAUGACAUUCCCCGACGACCACAUCGCAGCUUGUAAGAAGAUUGGCACCCCGUACCAGGGUAACGCUGCCGGAAACACUCAGAAUGCGACGAAUACCACCGGCUUCAUCACCGUGCCGCCGACUUCUUAUGAUGGUGCGUCAUACUCAACAGAAGAGUAAUCUGGGCGGACAAAAGAAUGCGGGGGAAGGGUCAACAGGGAAGGAAAGAGAGACAAAUUGUACUUGUUAGCAGAGACUAGGUAAUGAACAAAGUCUGUCGGUGAUU
Chaetomium fimeti is the source of this 2047-nucleotide messenger RNA. Its product is annotated as Cupredoxin. The transcript has 4 exons. The record is from RefSeq and is a predicted model, not a curated record. Gene Ontology annotation, molecular function: ferroxidase activity; copper ion binding. Gene Ontology annotation, cellular component: high-affinity iron permease complex. NCBI's taxonomy places the organism in Eukaryota, Fungi, Ascomycota, Sordariomycetes, Sordariales, Chaetomiaceae. Bases 286 to 1941 code for a protein of 551 amino acids. Gene Ontology annotation, biological process: reductive iron assimilation; cellular response to iron ion starvation.